AUGGUUUGAACAGCGUUGGACGAUUUGACGAGAGGAGGUGAAUGAUUCCAAAAUGUUUAUGCCAAGAGCUUUAAAACUUAAAAGACCUGCAGAGGGAUCUGGUCGAAUUUUGAACAAAAAGAGCAAGAUUAGUCAAGAAGAGGUAAACAGACGUAGUUCAGAGACACUUGCUCGCAAGGAUGAAUUAUGUGAAGAAGGCAAAAUGGAGAAUGACACAGUUCAAGCAGGUGAAGGAUCUAUACCUGCUCCAAGAAGCUCCAAACGUGAAGUUGAACACACGCCUUCUUCUGAUGCUGAGGAUGAGGAUGAAGAAGAAGACGAAGAGCCAGUGAAAUCUUUCAAAAAGAGGCAGAGAUGGCCUGAGCCUGGGGAGCCUGUCUGUGUCAUGUGUGGUCGCUAUGGGGAGUACAUCUGUGAUGCCACUGACAACGAUGUCUGCAGCCUUGAAUGCAAAGCCAGCCAUUUAUUGAAAAUGGGAAUGGGUACUGGUGCAGAAGCAUUGAACUACAAGGACAGACCCAAAGAUGAGAAGGCUGCUGUACCUGGACAGUCAGCAGUUGACACCGGAGUUGAAAGAAGUUAUUCCUACAGAGAAGAUCGGUUCAUAUCAGGCUUGACAGAGGAACAGGUGCAACGCAUCAAACACGAACUGGGCAUUGAAACACAGGGGACAGACGUCUGUAGACCCAUCAUUGAGUUUGAACACUGUGGCUUCCCUACAACUUUAAGUGGGAACCUGAAAAAGGCUGGUUACCAGGCGCCCACCCCAGUGCAGAUGCAGAUGGUACCUGUUGGUCUCACAGGCAGGGAUGUGAUUGCCAGUGCUGACACAGGAUCAGGGAAGACAAUCGCCUUUCUGCUGCCAGUGGUAGUCAGAGCACUUGAGAAAUCAGCACAGACUGUUGGUUGCCCUGUGGCUCUGAUCCUGACACCCACCAGAGAGUUAGCCAUUCAGAUAGAGAGACAGGUGAAAGAGCUGGUGAUUGGAAUCCCCAACAUGAGAACAGCACUGCUGGUGGGAGGCAUGCCACUUCCACCUCAGCUCCACCGCCUCAAAAUCAGCAUCAAAAUCGUCAUUGCUACCCCUGGAAGACUCAUAGAGAUUUUGAAGCAGAAUGCAGUGCAAAUGGACAAAGUGAAGAUUGUGGUGGUUGAUGAGGUUGACACUAUGUUAAAGAUGGGCUUCCAGCAGCAGGUGCUGGAGAUUCUUGAGAAAGUCCCAGAAGAACACCAGACUCUGCUGACAUCAGCCACAAUCCCAACUGGGACGGAGGAGCUCGCAGCUCGGUUGGUUCAUGACCCUGUACGUAUUGCGAUUGGUGAGAAGAACCAGCCCUGCGCCAAUAUACGACAGAUCCUGCUUUGGGUAGAGGAGCCCUGCAAGAAGAAGAAGCUGUUUGAGAUCCUCAAUGAUAGUAAGCUGUACCAGCCUCCGGUGGUGGUGUUUGUUGACUGUAAAGCGGGAGCUGAUCUCCUGUGCGAGGCAGUCGCCAAAGUGACAGGUCUCACUUCUGUGGCUAUCCAUUCUGACAAGAGCCAGUGGGAACGAAAUCGCAUCCUCAGGGGUCUUCUCGAUGGAGACUUUGAGGUGGUGAUCAGUACAGGUGUGCUGGGCAGAGGACUGGACUUAGUCAAUGUCCGAUUGGUAGUUAACUUUGACAUGCCAAACACAAUGGAUGAGUAUGUCCAUCAGGUGGGGAGAGCAGGUCGGCUGGGACACAGGGGGACGGCCAUCACCUUGCUCAAUAACAACAACAAGCGACUGUUUCUAGAGGUGGUUAACCGGGUCAAACCCACCGGUUCUAUUCUGCCUCCUCAACUCCUAAACUCACCCUAUCUCCAUGAACAACAGAGACGAGAAAGGCAGAAACACAAGACGGGACUUGAUGACAUGGUGACCAAGAACAACCUCAUUGAUAUUAUAAAGAAACAUGAUCGCCGGAAAAAGUAAUAAACGUUUUCAGUGUUUUUGCAUUGAUGCUGUCUGUGAUUAAGUGUAUAGUUGAAUGUUUUCCCAAUAAAGUUCACAAUAUGUUGUAUUCUCUUUGCAUAUUAGAUAGUUCAUUCAACUAAGAAAAUUAUUGAACUCACUUUGAGGUACCUGUGGACAAAACAUGGAAUAAAUAUUACACACUGUAACACAUUAUAUAUAGAUAUGUAAUCACGAUUCAAGACUGCAACCCAAGAAUAUAAAUGUGAAAUACUUAAUACUUGACAGAAAUGUGAUCAUUACAAUAGCAUUGAAAAUGAAAGAAUCUAAUCUUUUUUAUUGGAAUUGUUGACAGAAUUGUAAUAUAAUGUCUGGAUUUUGUAGAUUCAUUUCUCUAUGGUAAGCAGCACAUUUUCUUUACUGGUGCUUUUUUAUCAGUUCUUGCCUUGCCUGUGCUGUGUCCUUUGGUCUUUUUUUUCUUCUUUUUUUAUUGAAGCUAUACUUCUUACGAUUAACACUGCAUUUUCAGAACAU
Molecule: messenger RNA, 2464 nt
Organism: Salarias fasciatus (jewelled blenny)
Lineage: Eukaryota; Metazoa; Chordata; Actinopteri; Blenniiformes; Blenniidae
Product: probable ATP-dependent RNA helicase DDX59
Exons: 8
Coding region: 53-1951 (632 amino acids)
Cellular component (GO): cytosol
Molecular function (GO): nucleic acid binding; RNA helicase activity; ATP binding
Source: RefSeq, a predicted model, not a curated record